AUGCAAGAUGAUGAAACCCAUCAAUUUCUGUUGGGCUUAGAUACGGACCUUUAUGGGUUAGCCCGAUUAUCUCGUUUAGCCCAAUACCCUUUGUCGUCUUUCGACCGAGUGUACUCGGUUAUCUCUCAAGAAGAAAGACUCGCUUCUUCCUCAAAUUCAUCGCCCGAUUUUCUCAGUUUUGCAACCUCAACCCCAUUGCGACCUCCGUCAUCCAAGUCAACCUCCACCAGUCGCGGUUGCCAGUGCUCUGUGUGCGAGAAAUCCAGUCACAACAUCGCCGUAUGCUUCUGUGUGAAACCUUGCCCCCACUGCCAACGAACUGACCGCGAUGAUGCUAUGAGCUGGUCAGAUAUCCGACGGGCAGGCGGGCUGGGGACUGGCCGUGAAAAUUUUGCCUCAGCUCCGGCCAAAGCAAAUUCCACUAGUGCCAAUAAUUCGUUGCAACUUUCUGAUUUCGGGUCUGGUCAUAUUCCAGCCUCCACAUGUUUGAGUCUCGAUCAAUGGCAGACCCUUGUGAAUUUCGCCCAAUAA
Striga hermonthica is the source of this 531-nucleotide messenger RNA. The record is from the annotation of a GenBank genome assembly. Lineage: Eukaryota; Viridiplantae; Streptophyta; Magnoliopsida; Lamiales; Orobanchaceae.